Marmota monax (woodchuck) is the source of this 9044-nucleotide messenger RNA. RefSeq names its product nuclear transcription factor, X-box binding 1 (gene Nfx1). The record is from RefSeq and is a predicted model, not a curated record. Bases 127 to 3486 code for a protein of 1119 amino acids. Gene Ontology annotation, molecular function: RNA polymerase II transcription regulatory region sequence-specific DNA binding; zinc ion binding; DNA-binding transcription factor activity, RNA polymerase II-specific. Gene Ontology annotation, cellular component: nucleus. Lineage: Eukaryota; Metazoa; Chordata; Mammalia; Rodentia; Sciuridae. Gene Ontology annotation, biological process: negative regulation of transcription by RNA polymerase II. The transcript has 25 exons.
CAAUCUCCGUGGCAGUGUACCUGGCGCGCUGAUGCGAAUCGUCGUGCGGCGCCGGAAGUCAUGGGCACGUGACCGGGUGACAGCGCUCUCUUGGCUGCGGGCUCGCUUUAGGUGCUGCGGCACGGGAUGGCGGAGGCGCCUCCUGUCUCAGGUACUUUUAAAUUGAAUACAGAAGCCACUGAAUUCAUUCCUCAGGAGAGAAAAAAUUCUGGUCUAAAUUGUGGGACUCAAAGAAGAUCAGACUCCAAUAGGAUUGGCAGAAGAAAUUAUAGUUCGUCACCUCCCUGUCACAUUUCUAGGCAGAUUCCUUAUGAUGACAUCACUGUUGUUCAUCAGCACAGUUAUCCUUCAGGAAGUAAACCGAAGAGUCAACAGACUUUUUUCCAGUCUUCUACUUCUAAUAAGUCACUCAAGAACCAUAACCUUCAGAGUCAGCCUUGGCAAAAAUUAAAGCAUGAAAAACAUCACAUCAGAGUCAAGAAAAUACAAGGGCUCAGUUACCAGAGCUCAGAUACAAUUAGCUUAGAAAGUGUGGCCAGGCCAGAGAGUGGGACAAACCUCAGUGAGUAUAGCCCUUCUGAGAGUGAGAAGGAAAUUGUUGGUGCAGAUCCCAGGGGAGCAAAACCGAAAAAGUCAGCUCAAUUUGUAUACAGUUAUGGUAGAGGAUCAAAAGUCAAGGGGAAACUAAAGUGUGAAUGGGGUAACAAAAUGACUCCAAAACCUGAGGAUGCUGGACUUGAAAAUACCAAAUCUGUGGGGGUUUGCCACCCUGACUUCUCAGAUGCAUCCUGUAAAAAAGGAGCACUGGAUGGGUAUGGAGCCAGACGAAAUGAGCAAAGAAGAUACCCACAGAAAAGGCCUCCGUGGGAAGUGGAAGGGGCCAGGCCACGACCAGGCCGGAAUCCACCAAAACAAGAGAGCCAACGACAUACAAAUGCAGGGCCUAGAAUCAACCUGGCUCCCAUUCCAAAGGACAGUCUCAAUGAAAGACCAACAAAAUCAGCCUGUGACAGUGGGAAUUUGGCAGUUGUCAACAAGUCUUCCAGAAGGGUUGACCAAGAGAAAAGUACUAUAAGGAGACAGGAUCCUCAAGUGAUAUCUUCUUUCUCACGAGGCAAACAGAACCAUGUGUUAAAGAAUGUGGAAACCCAUACAGGUUCUCUAAUUGAACAGCUGACUACAGAAAAAUAUGAAUGCAUGGUGUGCUGUGAAUUGGUUCGUGUCACAGCCCCAGUGUGGAGUUGUCAGAGCUGUUAUCAUGUGUUUCAUCUGAACUGCAUAAAGAAAUGGGCAAGGUCUCCAGCAUCUCAAGCAGAUGGCCAGAGUGGUUGGAGGUGCCCCACCUGUCAGAAUGUGUCUGCACAUGUUCCUAAUACCUAUACUUGUUUCUGUGGCAAAGUAAAGAAUCCUGAAUGGAGCAGAAAUGAAAUUCCACAUAGUUGUGGUGAGGUUUGUAGAAAGAAACAGCCUGGCCAGGACUGCCCACAUUCCUGUAACCUUCUCUGUCAUCCUGGUCCCUGCCCACCCUGUCCUGCUUUUAUGACUAAAACGUGCGAAUGUGGACGUACCAGGCACACAGUUCGCUGUGGUCAGGCUGUCUCAGUCCACUGUUCUAACCCAUGUGAGAAUAUUUUGAAUUGUGGGCAGCACCAUUGUGCUGAGCUGUGCCAUGGGGGUCAAUGCCAGCCUUGCCGGAUUAUAUUGAACCAGGUAUGCUACUGUGGCAGCACCUCCAGAGAUGUGUUAUGUGGAACAGACAUAGGAAAGUCUGAUGGAUUUGGGGACUUUGGCUGUUUAAAGAUAUGUGGCAAGGACUUGAAAUGUGGGAGCCAUACCUGUUCUCAAGUGUGCCAUCCUCAACCCUGCCAGCCUUGCCCACGGCUCCCCCAUCUGGUGCGCUGUUGCCCUUGUGGCCAAACCCCUCUCAGCCAAUUGCUAGAACUCGGAAGUAGCGGACGGAAAACAUGCAUGGACCCUGUUCCUUCAUGUGGAAAAGUGUGUGGCAAGCCUCUGCCUUGUGGUUCCUCAGAUUUCAUUCAUACCUGUGAAAAGCUGUGCCAUGAAGGAGACUGUGGCCCAUGCUCUCGCACAUCAGUUAUUUCCUGCCGAUGCUCUUUCAGAACAAAGGAGCUUCCAUGUACCAGUCUCAAAAGUGAAGAUGCUACAUUUAUGUGUGACAAGCGGUGUAACAAGAAACGGUUGUGUGGACGGCAUAAAUGUAAUGAGAUAUGCUGUGUGGAUAAGGAGCACAAGUGUCCUUUGAUUUGUGGGAGGAAACUUCGUUGUGGCCUUCAUAGGUGUGAAGAACCUUGUCAUCGAGGGAACUGUCAGACAUGCUGGCAAGCUAGUUUUGAUGAAUUAACCUGCCACUGUGGUGCAUCAGUGAUCUACCCUCCAGUUCCUUGUGGUACUAGGCCUCCAGAGUGUACCCAAACCUGUGCCAGAAUCCAUGAAUGUGAACAUCCAGUAUAUCAUUCUUGUCAUAGUGAGGAGAAAUGUCCCCCUUGUACUUUCCUAACUCAGAAGUGGUGCAUGGGCAAACAUGAGUUACGAAGCAACAUCCCCUGUCACCUGGUUGAUAUCUCUUGCGGAUUACCCUGCAGUGCUACGCUACCAUGUGGGAUGCACAAGUGUCAGAGACUUUGUCAUAAAGGAGAAUGUCUUGUGGAUGAGGCCUGCAAACAGCCCUGCACCACCCCCAGAGCUGACUGUGGCCACCCAUGUAUGGCAUCUUGCCACCCCAGCUCACCCUGUCCAGUGACUGCUUGCAAAGCCAAGGUAGAGCUACAGUGUGAAUGUGGACGAAGAAAAGAAAUGGUGAUUUGCUCUGAAGCAUCCAGUACCUAUCAAAGAAUAGCUGCUAUUUCUAUGGCCUCUAAAAUAACAGACAUGCAGCUUGGAGACUCAGUGGAGAUCAGCAAGUUAAUUACCAAGAAGGAAAUUCAACAAGCCAGGCUAGAGUGUGAUGAGGAGUGUUCAGCCUUGGAAAGGAAAAAGAGGUUAGCAGAGGCAUUUGAUAUCAGUGAUGAUUCUGAUCCUUUUAAUAUACGUUCUUCAGGAUCAAAAUUCAGUGAUAGUUUGAAAGAUGAUGCCAGGAAGGACUUAAAGUUUGUCAGUGAUGUUGAGAAGGAAAUGGAAACCCUUGUGGAGGCUGUGAAUAAGGGAAAGAAUAGUAAGAAAAGCCACAGCUUCCCUCCCAUGAACAGAGACCACCGCCGAAUCAUCCAUGACUUGGCCCAAGUUUAUGGUCUGGAGAGCGUGAGCUAUGACAGUGAACCAAAGCGCAACGUUGUAGUCACUGCCAUCAGGGGGAAGUCCAUUUGUCCACCUACCACACUGACAGGUGUGCUUGAAAGGGAAAUGCAGACACGACCUCCACCACCAAUUCCUCAUCACAGACAGCAGACAGACAAGAAUCCUGGGAGCAGUAAUUUACAGAAGAUAGCAAAGGAGCCAGUAAUUGACUACUUUGAUGUCCAGGACUGAGAUCGAGAUGCACUUAGAUAAAAGAAUAAUUAGAUGUAGUGGAGACUUAUUUGCCAGCAGAUAAAUCAUGCUUGUUCCUCACUGCCUGGCAGACCACAGCCUCAUGUGCUGUCUUGUACUGAUACAUCCAAGCAUGAGUGUUUCAGAAAUCCCCUUGUCUAUUCCUACAUGUAUAAAGUGUUUCGCUAUGGCCAGAUCUCUGAUUGUAUGGUCACUAGGUUUUCAGUGAUAUAUUUAAAGAGUCUCCUCAAAUCAUCACUGUGAUUGCUCUGAGGGUUGGGGGAAUAUUGGGUUUUAUUUGGACAAAUCAGAAUUUUUGCCCAAAACUGGCUUCAUGGCACUUAGUCAUAGUUUCAGUUUUCCCAGUUGUUCCUCCUCCUGAAAAUGCUUGCAACAUCAGAUAGAUCUCUGCAAAUUCUCAGCCUGAAAUACCAAAUACUAAAUUUGUACACCAAAUUUGAAAUCACUCCUGUCAUCUUAAACCUAACCAUCUUUCCUAAGUGUUACUGUAUUUUGCCAAAAGCUGUCUUGGAGCUAUCUAGAUGAACUUCUUUUUAAUGUUUCCUAAUACUGUCAGUUCUAGACCUACAAGAAAGUCAGGUUGCUUUAUAGAAUUCCGUUUUCUCAAGUUCCUGAUGCUUCUUAUACCACAUCACUGAGCCUGUCCAGUGACAGUUUAGCCAUCUCCCAUAAUAAAGGGCGUAGAACAAGCUUUUCCUUUUACCAGAUUCACACUGUGGCCUCUAUGAACUGACUAGUGUAAUCCUAACUCCUCUCUGGUUGAUAAAGAGUCUCAUAUAGACAACUGUCCUGCAUUGCUUUUUCCUAGGCCUUCAACAGCCAUGUUGAUUUUCUCUGAGCUCUGGACCUCUGAAUAUUCAAAGAAGUAUGUGGAUAGUCCAGAGUUUAUGCCCAGAAGCCCACUGGAGGCAUUCUUCAGGCUCCUUUAAAGCAGCCCCAGAAAAUAUGUAUUUGAAACCCCUUCACUAGUGGGGAGAGUGAGAUCACUUACCCAGCUCACUCAGUGGACAACUGAGGAUCUGAAAUUCCUACUGAACUCCUGUAUCUUCUCACGCCAAGCAGAGGCAACUUGGACAGCUCAUUUGGAGUCCCUGGAGGAAGAUGGCCCAGGUCAGGUCAAAUGGGAACAAAGCUUAUAUCUAUGACCCCAAGCAGAAUAACCAGAGGAUAGGACUUUUCCCACAAUGACCACUAGGGUGCAGUAUGGAUCCCCAAACCAGAUGGGUGGGGGAGUGUUCACAUUGCCUCAGGAAAACUAUUUAAAACAUUUGAGUGGCAUUUAUAACCGGUGUAUUUAAAAUUUAUCACAUUUGCAUUCCUUUUUUUAAUACUGCCUUCUCUCUACUUGUUGAUAUACAGAGCAUAGGCACAGGGGGAAAACAUAAGGCAUGCAGAUAUCUGAAGGAAUAGUCUUCAAAAUAUGGAACAGCCAUUGCAAAGGUUCUACAGUGGAAACAUGCACCGUGAAGGAACAGCAAGGCCAUCGGGCUGUAGGGGAGAGUAGCAGGGAUCGGAAAGGUAACAGAAUUUGUUGGUGUCAGGCCUUGUCAGCCACUGGAAGAUUUAGGACAGGAAAGAUCUCACACAUUUUUAAAAAUAAUCAUCCAGCUUCUGUAUUGAGUCUAGAUGCCUGGGCAAGGGAAGAGGUUUAGGAAAACCGUCAGAAGACCACUGCUGUAGGGCUGGGGAUAUGACUCAGUGGUAGAGCAUUUACCUGUCAUGCAUGAGGCCCUGGGUUUGAUCCCUAGCACUGGAGAGGUGGAAAAAUAAAUAAAUAAAGAUGAUCACUGCUGAAAUCAGAGAGACAAUAGUGACUUGAGCUGGGGUGGUGAAAGUGGUUGUAUUCUGGAUACAUUUGCAGGUAACACCUAAGAGAUUUACUGACAUGUGGGAUGUGAGAGAGAAGAGGAGUCAGGAAUGACUUCAACGUUUUUGGCCUGAGCAGUUGGAAGACUGAAUUUGCCAUUUACUGAGAUAGGAAAGAAUGUGGGAGGAGCAGGUUUGGGGGAUGAAAAUCUGUCCAGUAGGUGGUUGUACAUGGGAGUCUGAAGUCUGGAGUUUGGACUGGGCUAGAGAUCUAAUUUUGGGGAUCUGUUGCAUAUAAUGGUAUUUAAAGGCUGAUGAGAUCAUAACUGGAGGGCGGGGAAAGAGAAGAGGCACAAGGACUAAGCCCUGAGCGUUCUAUCAUCAAGGGGACAGGGAGCUGAGAACAGGGUGGAAGAGCUGAGGAGUGGCACCUCCAUCCACUGUCUGCCUUGCUUCCUAUUCUACCAUGGCUCUCUGCUUCUGCAGCACAGCCACCUCAUGUCCCUGGUGAACAAGAGUGGCCUGGUGCAUCAUCUUUUCUUUGCUAUCCCCUGACCUAGAGCCAGAGGCCAGGACAAAUAUGAGGGAAUGACAGAAUGGAGGCAGGAACACAUUCUUAAAGGGCCUGGCAGGGCUCAUCCCAUGACCUGUUGCAGCCCUCAUUUGAGGAAUUCUCCUUAUCAGCCUUAUUGGGUCCCUGGAGACUCAGUUCAAGAUUUAUGGCCUCAAGUGUGCCUGGGUUAUGUGGCUCUGAGUUUUGUGUCUUCUCCCUCAAUCCCUGACCCAGCCUCUCAGCCUACAGCCUCCACUCACCCAAUCCUCCCCCAGGAUCCAGAGUAACCUCUACAGAUGCCCUCUAGCAUUUCUACCUUGGCCCCUGGACACAAACAAGAAUCCCAAGACUGUGAACUCUUACAAACUCCACCCAGCCUUGCUACAUCACAUGGUAAUGCUAGUGGCAGAAUUAAACCUGAAGCACUUCACUUUCACUGAACUUCAUUAUCCAUUAUCCUCCUUUACAGGUAAAGAAAUUAAGGCCUAGAAAGGUUAAAUAAUCCACCCAAAGUUCAGUGGUAGACAUUGAAGUGUUAGAUUGUUUUAAAUUUGGGAAGUUUUAUUGUUUUUGUUACUGUUUUGUUUGUUUGCUUUAGGACAGGGUCUCCCAAUAUUGCCAAGGCUGACCUCAAAACUCCUGGGCUCAAGCAAUCUAAUCCUCUUGCUUUAGCCUCCUUAGUAGCUGGAACUAUUCACAUGCACCACUGCACCUGGUUGUUCUUUUGUUUUGUUUUGUUUUUAGUUGUUGUUGGACUUUUUUUUUUUUUUUUUAAUGUGGUGCUGAGAAUCAAAACCAGUGCCUCAUUCAUGCUAAGGAAGUUCUCUACCACUGAGCCACAACCCAGCCCCUGCACCUGGUCAUUAUUUCCUAAGUGUUUUAUUGUUAUUCUCACUGUUCCUAUAUGUUAUUUGUACCCUUGCUUACAAAAUAAUAUUUCACAAUUUAAAACCAAACAAACUAGUUAAGGUCACAUCUUCAGGUACCAGGUUAAUGCACAGGCUUCAGAGACACAUUGACAAGGCUAGAGUCCCCUGUACGGCCCAUCUCUCUAGCUUCCUUGUAAGAUGGGCCUGACGACAUGAAGAUACAAGAGGGUGCGUAGUGCUAACAGCAAACAUAUAUACUCCCCUGUCUUCAUGCAGCUCUGUAAAAUUAGAUUAUUAUCCCAUCUUAACUGAGGUCAUAUGGCUAGUGAGUGGCAGAGUAGAUGUUUGAAUCCAGGCAGGCUGGCUUCGGUGUAUUCAGCAUAAGCCCAUGCUAUAUGCAGAAUGGCUGAGAUCACUAUGCUCUACUGUUCCCACUCUAAGACCAGUGCAGAAAUGGGUGUGGAGCCAAAAUUGGGCUGCACUAUUGGGAGUGGCCACAGCUUUAUCAGCCCUAGGGCUGAGCCUAAAAUGGCUGCUGCUUCCUAAACUUCAGGAACCCAUCUGAGGGAGGAAACAGUAAAACCAGUCAGAUCAGGGUACUGCUAUUUUUCCUUAGAAGCCCUAGGAGAAAGAGAGAGUGAGCCAGACAGGGAAUAAGAGGCUCUUGGCCAAGCUGAGAUCACCAGGCGGAGGAUCAAACCUUUGCAAAACCUUGGAAGGACUAGGAGUUGUUCCUGUCCCAUUGCUAUCCCCAUCUCAGCUGGAGAAGGGGCAGGAUGGAGAGGGAUCAUAGCAUGAGGCUACAAAGUGCCAGAAGUCAGAGCUAGGAGACCCGCAGACACUAACAGAUCCAAGUUUCAUUGAAUAGACAGGAAACCAAGGCCCAGAGAGUGGAAGGGUACUGUUCAGAUCACAUAGUCUGUGCUGGGAUUGGGAGAAUGGGAGGAAAGAAAUGUGGGUAUGUGGGGGGCGGGGGUACACAUCCCCAAAGCCAAGAGCAAGAACCCAUAAGGUGGGCUGGGGUUGUGGCUCAGUGGUAGAGCACUUGCCAAGCAUGUGUGAGGCACUGGGUUCAAUCCUCAGCACCACAUAUAAAUAAAUGAAUAAAAUAAAGAUCCAGCAACAUCUAAAAAAAUGAAAAAGAAAAAAAAAAAAAGAACCCAUGUUCUGUGAUGCCCAUCUCACCCAUUCCUGCUGCUUCCUUCCUGCCAUUCUCUAGAGACUUCUUCCCUCACUCCUGCCCAGCCCUUGUCCUCUCCUCCCCUGGGCCUGUCCUCAGUCCACCCACUCACUUCUCUGACCUCAUCUUCUUCCACUUCCCACUCCCUCUUUCCCUUCCAGCUCAGCAGCCCCUCUUAACUUCCUUCUUUAUGGCUUUUCACCAGCCAUUUCUUCAGCUUAGCAUACAUUUUCCUCAUGUGUUCACAUGGCUCAUCCUUCAGCCCCUCCAGGUCCUUCCUCAAAAUUGUCUUCUCAAUGAGGCUUUCUGCUUUUCUCACUUCCCCACACUUCCCAUUCCCCCUUCCUGAUUUUCCUUCUUAGCGUCUAUCAUUAACAUACCAUAUAUUUUGCACAGGAUGUAAGUUCAGUAAGAACAAGGACUUUUGUUUGUCUUCCUUGUGCCUAUAUCCUCAACACUAGAAUGUCAUGUGCCAUACUGUAGGCUUUCAACCAGUGUCUGCUGAGAGAAUAGGAAGACUUGCUCUGUGACUGCGGUCAGGACUCAUCAGAGCCUGACAUUGGGACCAGAACCUAAAAUAGGUACAGGCAAUAAACCUCCUACAAGGUUUAUUGGCAGGGCAGUGGAAAGCAGGCAGAUGGACCUAUUGGCUGUCCUGCUUCUGAAACAGCAAGGAGGGCCCUGCUUCCCCCACCAAGGUUUCCUGCUCAAUGUAAGUUGUUUUUGAAUAAUUGUUUCCACCAAUGACCAAGUUCAGGAGCUGCUCACUCCUUUCCCCAAGCUUUCCAGCAACCUUUACAUGUACAAUGGGCCUGAACUUAACUGACCUUCUUCAGGUGGCAGAGUAAGCACCUCUUUCAUUUUUUGUAAGCUGAGUGCAGACAGACUGAGUGCACAUGUGCAGAUCCCAGUGUCAAGGGAAAAGCCUGGUGCUGAGAACAAAGAUCUGAAAACAAGUGUGCAGAAAUUCUGAGCUCAGUGUGCAACAGCUGACUGUGCCUGCCGGAUCCCACCCCUUCUGUGUUAGCUUUGCUCCUGGUGUCCUCAGCAAACGGUUCAGGAAACCUGUCCAUGCACUGUUUCCCUUGUACUCAAGCACACACCCCAAUAAAGCCUCAUUCAGAUGGUA